AUGGUCAAUGUCAUACACAGUGUGUUACAAUUUAGAUUAAAGCAGGAAGCAAUUGAUUGUUUCAGAUUUGGUGGGCGAACUGUAGCUAUUUUCCUAUAUGUUUUUAUCUGGAAUAACUUUCGACUCAUUGAAUUACCAUGGGAAUCACCAUGGACAUGGUUGCUCUGUUUAGUAUUCCAGGACUUGAUGUAUUAUUUGGGACAUCGCGCUGUGCACGAAGCUGGCUUUUUCUGGGGCCUGCAUACCAUACAUCAUAGCUCGGAAUACUAUAACUUCUCUACAGCACUUCGUCAAGCUGCCAUACAAGAUGCUGGGUUGGCUAUUUAUGAUGUUCUACAGGUAUGCAAUUAG
Strongylus vulgaris is the source of this 351-nucleotide messenger RNA. Lineage: Eukaryota; Metazoa; Nematoda; Chromadorea; Rhabditida; Strongylidae. The record is from the annotation of a GenBank genome assembly.